Molecule: messenger RNA, 297 nt
Organism: Parnassius apollo (apollo)
Lineage: Eukaryota; Metazoa; Arthropoda; Insecta; Lepidoptera; Papilionidae
Source: the annotation of a GenBank genome assembly
AUGGAUUCAAGGGCCAGAAAAUUGGUGAAUCUCGCCAUAAAUAAUGACAGUGCAGCAAUGAAUGAGAAUACAGAUGAAACAGUAAGUGACUUUUCUAGUGACGAUUCUUUGGCCGAUCCUAACUACUCUCCGGGCAGCUUACUUACACAACAUAAAGAAAUGGAAAUUGCUGUUCCUAAUGCAUCUGUGGAUAUGCAUAUAACGCCAGACAAUGAGACACCUGAAAACAUUGGAGAUAUUUCUUUGCUACAACAAAACCAACCAGUGUCCUGUAGAAAAAAGAAGCAGGAAAACUAA